Molecule: messenger RNA, 402 nt
Organism: Trypanosoma rangeli
Lineage: Eukaryota; Euglenozoa; Kinetoplastea; Trypanosomatida; Trypanosomatidae
Exons: 1
Coding region: 1-402 (133 amino acids)
Source: RefSeq, a predicted model, not a curated record
AUGGCUGACACUAGGCUGAGCUUAACUGACGCUGUGACCCAAUUCUUUGGUUUGCAGGAAGGCAGCUGUGUUUACGGGCCCUGUACUGACCGCAGUUUGAGGCGCCUUAUCUUGCUCCUUUUAUUUGUGUGUAUGGACGCCUGGACUCACACCAUGUGCGUGUCACAGGCACCCGACGAGUUGCCUCGUCACGGGCGUGUGGAUUUGCACGGUUGGGAAAUGCUUUGCUUAUUUCAGCUGUGGAGGGCGUCGAGGUGGCAGGGGGGCAUCGCUGCGGAGCUCCCGCAACUCUCUUCUCAUGCAGGUGGAAGCACGGACGGCUCCUCCUGCUUUGUCGACGUGCGCCGAGUGUUUGGCUCAACGCAUUGGCGUCUGUACGGGCAAUGCCGCGUUGCAGGGUGA